AUGGCUACUUCGUUGAUUGCGCUGGUUAGACAGGAAUUUAUUUCUUCGACGAAAAAGAAAGCGGUGAAGCCGUUAGUUUCAAUUCUUGGUCUCUGGGCAUUGGAAAAGUUGUUGGAAAACUCGCAGUAUUACAAUUGCCCUGAAGAAGGUUAUGGGUUGUAUGGCGGGAUGUUUUUAUUUGGUCCAGCCUUGUGUUUAUCCACGCUAACUUUGAUGAUGAGCAACUCUUUUUGGGAUUCAGUAACAAGUUGUUUUCGAGGAAAGGUCGACCGCGUCGAUGUAUGUCGGACAACCUGUCAUGCCUUGAUAAAGUCAGCAUUGGUUGGAUUCAUGUGGCUUAUACUUGCUUUUGCGACCACAGACUAUUUUGUAUGUUUUCGUGUUGGAGGUAACCGGUCAAAGAACUCUAGCGAGGCCAUUAAAAUGCAGAGGCUAUCUUCAGUUUUAGCCUGGCUUAUGCUUGUUAUAUCUAUAGCACUGGCACUUCUUUAUCAUGUCAUUGAGAAAUGUUGUUUUUCCAAAAGUCGAAAAUCUACAGGAACAAUUAUUCGGGACUACGAAAGGAUUGAAGCUGAAGCUGCAAUUUCGACGUUUAAGAAAGAGGCUAAAGCUCUUGCAAAACGGGAAGGAGAGAGACAGGUUAAUGCAAUUCUUCAUGAGGUUAACGAUGGCAAGACUGCCUUGGAAGUCGUGAAAGAAGCUAAGAAAUGGUUGAUUGAUAGGUACUCACGGUCCAACAAAGUGAAGAAAGAUUAUCAAGUUAAUGACGUAAAGUUGGAUGAAAUUGAAGUUGAAACGAACCUAUUGGAUACAACAGCAUGUGAUAGUGAAAGGCACUGA
Messenger RNA from Paramuricea clavata, 840 nucleotides. The record is from the annotation of a GenBank genome assembly. NCBI's taxonomy places the organism in Eukaryota, Metazoa, Cnidaria, Anthozoa, Malacalcyonacea, Plexauridae.